Molecule: messenger RNA, 676 nt
Organism: Dryobates pubescens (Downy woodpecker)
Lineage: Eukaryota; Metazoa; Chordata; Aves; Piciformes; Picidae
Gene: EIF4EBP1
Product: eukaryotic translation initiation factor 4E binding protein 1
Exons: 3
Coding region: 65-415 (116 amino acids)
Biological process (GO): negative regulation of translational initiation
Cellular component (GO): cytoplasm
Molecular function (GO): eukaryotic initiation factor 4E binding
Source: RefSeq, a predicted model, not a curated record
GCGGCAGCCGCGGCGGCAGCGGGAGUAGCAGUAGAAGUAACAGGAGCGCCCCGGUCCCGGCGCCAUGUCGGGCCGCUGCUGCCAGGGCCAGACCCCCAAUCGCGACAUCCCGGGUCCCGGCAAGUGUCUCGCCCUGCCCGACGGUGCUCCGCUGCCGCCCGGUGACUACAGCACCACGCCGGGGGGCACCGUCUUCGGGACCACUCCGGGCGGCACCAGGAUCAUCUACGACCGCAAGUUCCUGAUGGAGUGCCGCAACUCCCCCGUGGCCAAGAGCCCUCCCUCCGACCUGCCCCGCAUUCCAGGGGUCACCAGCCCCUCUGGGGAGGAGCUGAAGGUGGAGAACAAUCACAUCCAGAACUGGGAGGAGAAGGGGAGCACAGGUGAGGAAGAGCAGUUUGACAUGGACAUCUGAGAGUGCUUAGCCAGUGAAGAACCAGGACCUUGUCUUGAGGAUUCCCACCAGCCAGGCUUCCAAGCAGCCCAUGCCUUGAGUGCCUUCCUGCUCCCUGGGAAAGGCAGCUGAUUCCCUUUGGAGAGCAGAAUACGUCCCACGACCAGGAGCCAGCCUUGGCGCCACCACACCGAGCUCAGCCCCUGCUGCUGGAGGGGGGAGGAGUGCCAGGGGGGGGCAGACACUCUCUCAAUCCUUGGUUUUGUUUCCAGUUUUAUGCUU